Messenger RNA from Cynoglossus semilaevis (tongue sole), 806 nucleotides. RefSeq names its product urate (5-hydroxyiso-) hydrolase a (gene uraha). The record is from RefSeq and is a predicted model, not a curated record. Gene Ontology annotation, biological process: purine nucleobase metabolic process. The coding region runs from base 240 to 659 and encodes 139 amino acids. The transcript has 4 exons. Gene Ontology annotation, molecular function: hydroxyisourate hydrolase activity. NCBI's taxonomy places the organism in Eukaryota, Metazoa, Chordata, Actinopteri, Pleuronectiformes, Cynoglossidae.
GAGUGUGAAGUUAAAAGAACCGUUUAUUUCCACACUUCUUCUUCUUUUGCUGCAGCCCUAGUGUGACCUCACAGGAAGUCUUACAAAACCAGUCUGACAAAAGAUCAACCCAUGUCUGGUGUGUUUACAGUGCUGAAUGGAGUCGGCUGCACUCACAUGUGUGACGCUCAUGUGUUAGCAGACGAUGUUUAAGUAACGUCCCGUCACUGGAUCAGUUUAGCUUUUAUCUGCUGUUGCACAUGAGUUUGAAAAGACUGCAGACGCUGAAGGAUCACAUUCUGCCUGAUCAUAAGCCCACAGCGAUGGCAGGCUCGCCCAGUCCACUCACCACUCAUGUGCUGAACACCGCCAUGGGGGUCCCAGGAUCAAACAUGAUCCUUUUUCUGCAUCGACAGGACCCAUGUACAAAUGCUUGGACACAAAUAACUACAGGAAUCACUAAUGAAGACGGACGUUGCCCAGGACUCAUUACCAAAGAGAAUUUCACACCUGGUGUGUACAAACUGUAUUUUGAGACAGCUGGGUACUGGGCGAGCUUGGGGGAGACCUGCUUUUAUCCCUACGUUGAGAUUGUCUUCACUAUAACAAACACUGAGCAGAAGUACCACAUCCCCCUGCUGCUCAGCCGUUUCUCCUACAGUACAUACAGGGGGAGCUAGAGGUCAAAUGACGUGGCAGGGGCCACGGGCGUCUCCAUCUUUCAGCCAGCAGCAAAAUUCCUCAUAAACAUCACUUUUUAAAAUAUCACAUUUUAGAAUCUGAUCCAAAAUGGGUCAUAUGGAUUUCUAAGUAAUAAAAAAUGUAUA